CAUUAAACCUUUUGUUUGAUGACGUUUUCGUUGCCGCUGCCGUCGUGGUUUGCUUAAGCUCCCUAUUGUCUCAAUUGUGCCGCACCAUUUUUCUUAUUACAACCGUUUUUCAUAGGCCAAUUUCGAUAAAUUAAAAUUAUAGCCGCUUCAAGGCUUGGAAGAAUAAAAGAAAAAAAAAUAUUUAUCUCUCGACCUCGAUGUCAAGUUAGAAUUUUAAUAUCUCAAAAAUGGCCUUUGCUGCCCGUAGUCUUGUGCCCCUUUUGUUUGCAUGCUUCAACUGUAAAAAACCCUACUUGUCUGACUCAAGUGUCCAACAAUUAAGGGAAACCUGACAUAUCUCCCUGAAUAUUUACUAAAACUAGGAAAACGACAAAUUAUAAAUGGAAAUUUUAAUAAGAAACGAACUUGUUCGGGUGUAAUAAAAGGUUUAGAAAACGACCCUGUUAGUAUAACGUAACACGGUAUUUCUUCACGAGUGCAUUAGGUGCACUGCAAGCGCACGUAGACGUAAACAGUAGGGAGUUUAAGAAAACUACAGCGGCAACGGGAACAUCGCUAAAUAAAAAGGUUAAAUGAGCAGUACAAUGGCUAUAUAUGCACGUGCAUUUUAAUUCUUGCUACAUUUCUUGCCGUCCUCUAGCUCUGUAAAACAACAACGUGAAACAACCAAAUUCUGUUUUGUAUGGAGAACAUGAACCGCGUCAGAUAAUUAAUAAAACUAAUGCUGUGUUUUAUAUCCAGUUUAUGACUUAUAUUAAGAGUGCCGCGAGAUUCGUUGGCAAAAUAAAAAAUCAUUUUGUUAAUCGUCGUUGCUCUCGGCUUCGCUGUCGUGGUUACUUGAACUCCUUAAUUAGCGCGAACGUACAUGUGUUCCUCGCGUGUUUUAAUUUGGGAACAGUCAGAUUGUCGACAGUUGUAGUGUCAUUUGAACUUAGCAUGUUUGUUACUGAUCACAACAACCACCUGUGUAAUUGGUACAUGCCAACAUGCAUCACGCAUUUUCUUUUCCAAUAAAUUGAGCUAAAUUAAACCAAGAAAAAAAACAACGCGCUCGAAAUAUUUUUACACUGACCAGCUUAUAGUGCAUAAGGCAAAGGGAGACCAUUACUGUUCACCGCUCGGGCAUCUUCAUGGCUGUAAAGAUAGAUGAUUAAAAACAGAUAAGAAUAAUGACAGCGGAUGACAUGUUAGCCGGCAAGUUACGUCUCCGAGUUACAUGUACACCAAUAUACACAUGACAGGUUUGGUCAGGUUUAAAUAACAGAUGACUUACAUCAACAGCUGCGCUUUAAGUUAGCAAGCAGGUUUAACAGCCAUAGAUGGUUAACUUUGUUGUGACCAUCUCCACCUUAAACAUGAACAACACAUCCCUUCUUCACUGUUAUUUUUUGUCUGUAAACGUGGAACAAACGAAGGACACCUUUAUCGCAAGUAUUCUAACAAGCAUUCUCAACGCAGUGUUUUCUCUGAUGACAACUACUGGGAAUUUUAUCAUCCUAUAUGUCAUCUGGAAAAAACAAGAGCUUCAUUCGCCAUCUUUUAUCCUCCUGUUCAGCCUCGCAGCCUCGGAUCUUGUUGUGGGGGUGAUUUGUCAGCCAUUUUUCGUGGCCUAUCACAUUGCGGAAUUCGUGGGCGACUUUAACGCUUACUGUGUCUUGAGAAUUAUUCAGAGCUUGUUUAGCUAUGCAGCAACGAGUGUUUCUUUGGCGACUUUAAGCGGAAUCUCCAUUGAUCGACUUCUCGCUUUAACUCUUCAUUUAAGAUACAACACUGUUGUCACUUUUCGCAGAACUGUACUAGCUAACUUUGCCGUCUGGAUAGGAUCAGCUGCUCUCGUUUUGGUGAAUUUUUGGAAGAUCACUGUCUGGAUUUUUCUUGCAGUGGCAGGGCUACUGUUAACAUUUCUUGUCACAGCCUUGAGCACCUUAAAGAUAUUCCGGAUCGUUCGUAGACAUCAGCGCCAGAUUUCUCAGCAGCAGCAGAGUGUCCAACGCAACACUGUAAACGUUCUGAGGCUGAGGAAGUCUUCCGUAACUGUCCUUUAUGUCUACGGUUUGAUAUUAAUUUUCUAUCUUCCACUUUUGGUGACAAUUUUCAUGUACAAUUCUACCGGGUACACAACCAGAGUGAAAAUUGCCUUUGACUGCGUUACAACUGUUGUUUUUAUCGGCUCUUUCCUGAAUCCAUUUGUGUACUGCUGGAGAAUGAGAGAGAUAAGACGAGCUGUUAAGAACUUAUUCAGGAUGAACCAGAAUGAGGUUACCUCUCUAGAAAGCAGAACAAUGUCAAGGCAAUAAUUCUCUGACUGCAGGUUUUUACGAAGUUUUUGCUUUACUUGAACGGUGAGGCAGCAUGGCCUGGUGGUUAGGGCGCCGGACUUGAAAUCCGGAGGUCGCGGGUUCAAGUUCCGCUCUGACCCCUAAGCUGGAGUUG
Orbicella faveolata is the source of this 2433-nucleotide messenger RNA. RefSeq names its product melanocyte-stimulating hormone receptor-like. NCBI's taxonomy places the organism in Eukaryota, Metazoa, Cnidaria, Anthozoa, Scleractinia, Merulinidae. Gene Ontology annotation, cellular component: membrane. Gene Ontology annotation, biological process: G protein-coupled receptor signaling pathway. The record is from RefSeq and is a predicted model, not a curated record. Gene Ontology annotation, molecular function: G protein-coupled receptor activity.